Molecule: messenger RNA, 1056 nt
Organism: Aspergillus aculeatus ATCC 16872
Lineage: Eukaryota; Fungi; Ascomycota; Eurotiomycetes; Eurotiales; Aspergillaceae
Exons: 2
Coding region: 1-1056 (351 amino acids)
Source: RefSeq, a predicted model, not a curated record
AUGGCAUCCGGACUGGCAUACCGCCUUGAUCGGCCCAGUCGGAAUUUUCUCGACAUUCACUCCGCGCCACGAAAGCGUUUUAGGAGCGCCGUGAAGCUUUACCGAGCCCGAUGUCAAAAGCCGCAACGACGGCACUGCCCGCCGCCGCCGCCGCCGCCGCUGCAGCAACAUCCACAGCCUAUGUGGAACUCAUUACCGCUGGAGAUUGUUGGCAUGAUCUUCCUGAACCUCGACAUGAUCGCCCUUGGCACCUUACGGCUAUUCUCGAUUCAACAGCUGUAUCACGAAUUCUGCCACCCGCGGUGCCGGACAUGCGCCAACUUCGGCCCCUACCUCUACCUUCCGACCCUCUCCCGGGUGUGUUUUCCGUGCGUCCUGUGGCACCGUCGAUACCGCGUCGCCUCCCUGGAGAACGUCCUCCAGUUCUACCGGCUGCCCCUCGAGGACUGGUGCCAUCUCCCGGUCAUCGACACCGCGUUUGACCUGCUGGGCAAGUAUCCGAUGUCGGAGCGGAUGCUCAUCGACAUCACGCAGGCCGAAGCCCUGCACAAGCAGCGCGGCAGCCCCCCACCGACGCGCGGGGCCUCCACGUACCAGAGCUAUUAUCACUCGACCUUCAACUCCCGGCUGGCGUCCACGGUGGCAUUCCCCUACUGGGACCCGCACACCCGCGCGGCCGAGUCCGGGACCUACUGCCUGGGUUGUACCGAGUUCUGGGAGCGAUCUCGCCCGAAACGCCGCCGGGACCCUCAAACCUGGGAGCAGUACUAUGCAUGGGGCCCCGGGGCCAGAUCGCGGGGCCACGAAGCGGUCGAGCGCGCAUAUCGGGUCUCCGAUCUGCGGCAACACUUUCGGACGUGUCCGCAUGCUGUCCGGCGGCGGCGGUUUGGACACGAAGGGGAAGAGGUGGUGGAGAUGGCGCGGAGGUUUGACGCCCCGAUUGGGCGGGUCUUCCGGGUUCCGACUCCUCGCCGUCGUCGUCGUGGUGAGGGUCGAGUAGCAGUGUUGAGACGGUCCGCACGGCUUCAGAAGAGGUUGACGGCCCUGCAGACUUAG